Messenger RNA from Vicia faba (fava bean), 282 nucleotides. The record is from the annotation of a GenBank genome assembly. Lineage: Eukaryota; Viridiplantae; Streptophyta; Magnoliopsida; Fabales; Fabaceae.
AUGAGCAGUUCAGAUAGAAUCGAACUUUCGAUUGAUCCAGGUACUUGGAAUCCUAUGGAUGAAGACAUGUUUUCUCUGGAUCCCAUUGAAUGGGACAAACCUUAUACGGAAGACGAACCUUCUACGGAAGACGAAUACGACUCUUCUACGGAAGACGAAUACGAAUCUUCUACGGAAGACAAACCUUCUAACGAACCUUCUACGGAAGACAAACCUUCUAACGAACCUUCGACGGAAGACAAACCUUCUAACGAACCUUCGACGGAAGACAAAACCUUCUAA